Aplysia californica (California sea hare) is the source of this 304-nucleotide messenger RNA. RefSeq names its product glutathione S-transferase alpha-5. Gene Ontology annotation, biological process: glutathione metabolic process. Gene Ontology annotation, molecular function: glutathione transferase activity. Lineage: Eukaryota; Metazoa; Mollusca; Gastropoda; Aplysiida; Aplysiidae. The record is from RefSeq and is a predicted model, not a curated record.
GUCACGUGUCAAGUGUCAAGCAAACACACAAGAUGGCCGCCAAGUUGUAUUAUUUCUACCAGCGCGGGAUGGCAGAGCUGCCCCGCUUGGUGUGUGUGGCUGCAGGAAUAGAGUUUGAGGAAAUCAACCUAACUACAAGAAGCGAUUUGCUGAAGCUUCUCGAAGAAGGAAAACUCUUGUUCGGUCAGAUCCCUCUGUUGGAGAUAGACGGCCAUCAGAUCGUUCAGACCAGAGCCAUCGUGCGCUAUGUGGCAAAGAAAGCUUCCGGCUCGCUGCUGGGAAAGAACGAUGCCGAGGAAAUACG